AUGCCUCCCAAGAAGACCACCCGUCCCGUCCAGGAGAAUAUCUCCCUCGGCCCCCAGGUUAGAGAUGGUGAGCUCGUCUUCGGCGUCGCUCGCAUCUUCGCCAGCUUCAACGACACCUUCGUCCACGUUACCGAUCUCAGUGGCCGCGAGACCAUCUGCCGUGUUACCGGUGGCAUGAAGGUCAAGGCCGACCGUGACGAGUCCUCCCCAUACGCCGCUAUGUUGGCAGCUCAGGACGUCGCCGUCCGCUGCAAGGAGCUCGGCAUCAACAGCCUGCACAUCAAGAUCCGCGCCACGGGUGGUAACGGCACCAAGACCCCCGGCCCCGGUGCCCAGUCUGCCCUCCGCGCCCUCGCCCGUUCCGGCAUGAAGAUCGGUCGUAUCGAGGACGUCACCCCUACUCCUUCCGAUAGCACCCGCAGGAAGGGUGGUCGCCGCGGUCGUCGUCUCUGA
This is a messenger RNA of Phialemonium atrogriseum, 453 nucleotides long. Its product is annotated as 40S ribosomal protein. The transcript is spliced from 3 exons. Lineage: Eukaryota; Fungi; Ascomycota; Sordariomycetes; Cephalothecales; Cephalothecaceae. The record is from RefSeq and is a predicted model, not a curated record. Gene Ontology annotation, molecular function: structural constituent of ribosome. Gene Ontology annotation, cellular component: cytosolic small ribosomal subunit; ribosome. The coding region runs from base 1 to 453 and encodes 150 amino acids. Gene Ontology annotation, biological process: ribosomal small subunit assembly; translation.